Eimeria mitis is the source of this 3411-nucleotide messenger RNA. RefSeq lists its product as uncharacterized. NCBI's taxonomy places the organism in Eukaryota, Apicomplexa, Conoidasida, Eucoccidiorida, Eimeriidae. The record is from RefSeq and is a predicted model, not a curated record.
AUGAAUCCAGAAGACCUGCUGCAGCAGCAGCAGCAGCAGCAGCCGCUGCUGCAGCCGCUGCAGCACCCUCGAAGAAAGACACAACAGGCGAUACGACGAAGCCGAGCCAGCAGCAGCAGCAGCAGCAGCAGCAGCAGCAGCAGCAGCAGGAGCCGCUCCGGUUGGCGUUCCUGCCCCUCUCGAGACAGCAGCAGAGCUGCAUCCAAUGGAGCAUCACGAGCAGCAGCAGCAGCAGCAAUAGCAGCAGCAGCAGCAGCUGCAGCACGCGAAGUUUGCUCUCUCAUAGAAGGGCCGUGCUGCUGCAGCAACUCGGAAGGGAGCAGCAGCAGCAGCUGGUGCUGCUGCAGCCGCAGCAGCACAAGCAGCAGCAGCAGCAGCAGCAGCAGCAACACAAGCAGCAGCAGCAGCAGCAGCAGCAGCAACAUUCGUUCUUUUGUUGCUGAGUUGUCUCGCUCCGUGGGGGGCUUCAGAGCUAGCUGCUGGCGGUUGCCUCUCUAUUUGCUGCUGCUGCGCUGCUGCUGCAUCACGCGGCCCAUGCUGCUGCUGCUAACGCUGCUGCGGGCUCGGCAGCUGCUGCAGCAGCAGCAAGCAGCAGCAGCAGCAGCAGCAGCAACAGCAGCUAGAGACUCAAAGCGCCGGAGAAAAAGCAGAAGAAAAUCCUCGCAGCGGCAGCUGCUGCAGCAGCAGCUGCUGCUGCAGCAGCAGCAGCAGCAGAGAGAACACGACCAGGACAUGGGCAGCAGCAGCUGUAGCAGCUGGAGGUGCAGCAGCAGCAGCAGCAGCAGCAGCAACAACAGCUGCAGCAGCAACUCUUGCUGCUGCAGCUUGCUGCAGCAGCGCGUAUCUGAAUUGCUGCUGUUCUCUCAUCAUAUUAAAUCUGUAUCUAAGCGAAACAUCCCUGAGGGUUUGCUGCUGCUGCUGCUGCUGCGGCCCCUGCCUAAGCAGCAGCAGCAGCAGCAGCAGCAGCAGCAGCACCAAGAGAAGCAACCGCAACAGCAGCAACCGCAACAGCAGCAACAGCAGCACCAAGAGCAGCAACGGCAACAGCAGGAACACCAGCAGCAGCAGCAGCAGGAGCAGCAGCAGCAGCAGCAGCAGCAGCAGCAGCAGCAGCAGGAUACAUGGGCAGCAGAAGACCUUCUGAAUGAUGACGCGGAGACGUUUGUCUGUAAGUUGCUGCUGCUGCUGCUCGGCAGACUCCCUCACGAUGAAUCCCCGCUGCAGCUUGCUGCUGCUGCUCAGCAGCAACUGCAGCAGCAAGAGCAGCAGCAGCAGCAACAGCAGCAGCAGCAGCAGAAGCAGAAGCAGCAGCAGUUUGACGAGGAUCAGCAGCACAACGGCGCAACCAAGCCAGGACAGCAGCAGCAGUACAACCACCGCCAGCAGCAGCAGCAGCAAUCGCAGCAGCAGCAGCAAGAACAACAACAGCAGCAGCAGCAGCAGCAGCAGCAGCAGCAGGGAGAAGAAGCAGAAGAUAUUAUAACCGGAAUCCCUUGGUGGGUUGAGGCCCAGUUGCUGCGGGGCAGCAGCGAGGAGCAGCAAAUAGACAAAGACGUGCACCGCUCCUUCACUGCUUGGAAGCAAAGCAGCAGCAGCAGCAGCAGCAGCAGCAGCAGCAGCAGCAGCAGCAGCAGCAGCGGCAGCAGCAGCAGCGAGCAGCAGCAGCAGCAGCAGCAGCAGCAGCAGCAGCAGCAGCAGCAGCAGCGGCAGCAGCAGCAGCGGGGAAUAGCUCUGCGGCUGCUGCUGCUGGGCCUUGUGGCGCGGCAGUCUCCUACUCUGGUGUAUGCACAGGGCAUGCAUGAUCUUGCUGCUGCGUUGCUGCUGCUUGCUGCUGAUGCGCUGCAGCAGCUGCUUGCUGCUGCUGAGGUGUAUAGACACCUCAUCAUACAAGGCAAUCGCUGCAGCAGCAACACUAACACCUGCUGCAGUGCAUGCAGCAGCAGCAACAGCAGCAGCAGCAGUACCACCACCACCACCAGCAACAGCAACAGCAACAGCAGCAGCAGCAGCAGCACGAAAGAGGAUAGGAGCUGCCGGCAGCAGCUAUUUGCUGCAUGCACUGCAGCACUCAACACGCAUGCAACCCACGCACACCGCCGGCUGCUGCUGUCCCUCCAGCAGCAGCAGCAGCAGCAGCAGCAGCAGCAGCAGCAGCAGCCGCAGCAGCAGCAGCAGCAGCAGCAGCAGCAGCAGCAGCAGCAAGAAGGAAAACUGGAUCUGAAGGAUAUCUGCUGCGCAGCAGCAAGACAGCCGGAGCUGCAGCAGCAGCUGCGUGUUUAUAUAAACGAUGCGGUGUAUGGGGAGGUUCACACUGUGCUGCAGCGCGUACACCUGAAAAAGCUGCCGCUUGAGCUGCUGCUGCUGCAUGCAUACAUGGGGCUGCAGCAGGAGCUGCCGCCGCAGCAGCUGCUUGCUGCUGCUGCAGCAGAUGGCGUGCAGCUGCUCCCUUUCUCUCCUCUUCUGCUGCAGGAUGAGUUGUUGCCAGCAGCAGCGCCAACAGCAGCAGCAGCAGCAACAGCAGCAGCAGCAGCAGCAGCAGCAGGAGCAGCAGCAGCAAGCACACAUCUGUCUCCUUGCUGCAGCUGCGUGGGGUUCUCUUACCUGUCUCCUUUCUUCUCUGUCGUGGGGCCCCGCAUGCCUCCUCUUGCUGCAGCUUAUACAGCUCUCUGGCGCAGCAUCCCUGGUUGUUCUGCUGCUCCUGCUGCUGCUCCUGCUGCUGCUCCUGCUGCUGCUCCUGCUGCUGCUCCUGCUGCUGCUCCUGCUGCUGCUGCUGCUGCUGCUCCUGCUCCUGCUGCUGCUGCUGCUGCUGCUGAUGCGAAGGCUCCAAGGCGAGCGUUCGUUACAGCAGCAGGAGCAGCAGCAGCGUGGAUGGGGGCCCUGAACGGCACAGAUGCUGCUGCUGCUGCUGCUGCUGCUGAGGAGCAGCAGCAGCAGCAGCAGCAGCCCCAUAGCUCGUUGCUGUUCGCUGUAAAAGCUAUUGCAGCAGCAAGCAGCCCGACGUACCCUUGCAGCUGCUGCUGCUGCUGCUGCAUGCAUGCGAGCAGCAGUGCAGUUGCUGCAGCAAGGAAUAGACCCCGCAGCAGCUGCUGCCCUGAGGUGUAUAGGCACCUUCCUGUCCCCCCUGCUGGCAGUGUGGGGUGGAGACAGCCGCUCCCGUCUGUCUUUGUUCCUCUAUCCAGCAGCAGCAGCAGCAGCAGCAGCAGCAGCAGCAGCAGCAGCAGUAGCAGCAUUAGCAUCAGCAGCAGCCUGCAGCGCAUUGCUGGUUUUAUGAUCCCGUUCCGGUUGUUCCAUGAGCUGCAGCAGCAUCUGCAGCAGCAACUACAGCAGCAGCAGCAGCAGCAGCAGCAGCAGCAGCUGCAGCAGCAGCUGCAGCGUGCUGCAGCAGUGCUGAGGUGGAAUGGGGUAGUAUAG